This is a messenger RNA of Giardia duodenalis, 774 nucleotides long. Its product is annotated as Ankyrin repeat protein 1. Gene Ontology annotation, molecular function: protein binding. The record is from RefSeq and is a predicted model, not a curated record. The coding region runs from base 1 to 774 and encodes 257 amino acids. NCBI's taxonomy places the organism in Eukaryota, Fornicata, Diplomonadida, Hexamitidae. The transcript has a single exon.
AUGGAAGGACUCAAUGAGACCCUGCUUCAGUCUCUAUCUCGGUCGUUGACAGCUUCUGUGCGCCCCUAUGACAUCACUAAACCGGAGGUGUAUAUGGAUGACCACUCCGGCCUGCUUCAGGCCGUCGCUCGAAAGAAUACCUCGAAAGUUGGGGAACUACUUAGGUUUGCCAAGGCUUAUGACAGCAACGGAUUUACUGCCUUGAUGUAUGCCGCCCUUGAUGGGUAUGAGGACGGGGUGCGCAUGCUGAUGGGACUGGAGCACGGAAUGAGGGUGAGUGGCAGCUACUCUUACGGGGCAUACACGUUUGUCGAGCCCACUGCAACUAUGCUUGCGAGCAUGCACGGACACCGUGGAGUUGUUGAGCUAUUGAAGAGUCUAGAGGCCGGGCUGGCAGAGAGGGGGAUGGGGGUAACCGCUUUGGUGAUCUCCUCCAUAUUUAACAGAAGUGGGUGCGCAGAGGCUCUCCGUGAUGUCGAGGCAGGGUGUAUAGACGUGAAUGGGCGCACUGCGCUCAUGUGGGCAGCAUAUCGCGGGAACUCCAUGCUUGUGAGGCUUCUCCAUGACGCAGAAGCGGGUCUAGCAGAUACAAUAGGAAAGACCGCGCUGGUCUACGCUGCAGAAUAUGGAAACCUGGCGUGUGUCAAAGACCUUGCGGAUCUGGAAGGCAAGGCACACGGGUCCAGAGCCAUCGCCGAAUGCUGCAAGGGCUGGGGAGCUAGUUGCACUUUCAAGACAGCUAUAGUCCAAUUUUUAAGAACUUAUAGUGAGUAG